Messenger RNA from Drosophila eugracilis, 522 nucleotides. It is a transcript of the gene Obp83b, whose product is annotated as pheromone-binding protein-related protein 6. Bases 1 to 429 code for a protein of 142 amino acids. The record is from RefSeq and is a predicted model, not a curated record. Gene Ontology annotation, biological process: sensory perception of smell. Lineage: Eukaryota; Metazoa; Arthropoda; Insecta; Diptera; Drosophilidae. The transcript has 3 exons. Gene Ontology annotation, molecular function: odorant binding.
AUGAUCAAAUACCUGGCCCUGCUGCUAUUCCUAUUUGGCUGUGCCGUUGCCCAGGAGCCAAGGCGCGAUGCUGAGUGGCCUCCGCCAGCGAUUCUCAAACUGGCAAAGCACUUCCAUGACAUUUGUGCUCCCAAAACGGGAGUUACUGAUGAAUCCAUCAAGGAGUUCAGCGAUGGCCAAAUACACGAGGACGAGGCCCUCAAAUGCUAUAUGAACUGCCUGUUCCACGAGCUCGAGGUGGUCGACGAAAAUGGCGAUGUCCACAUGGAGAAGCUUUUCAACGCAAUCCCAGGGGACAAGCUGAGGAACUUAUUGAUGGAUGCUUCCAAGGGUUGUAUGCAUCCCGAGGGUGACACUCUGUGCCACAAGGCCUGGUGGUUCCAUCAAUGCUGGAAGAAGGCUGAUCCCGUCCACUAUUUCUUGGUCUAAAGUACUUUAAGGCAGAUAUUUUCAGGGUUUCUAAGCGGAUUUAAGAUCUAUUUAAUCUUUAAAUAAUAUACAAAAAUCAAUAUUGCAAACAAA